Messenger RNA from Ipomoea nil (Japanese morning glory), 1509 nucleotides. RefSeq names its product zinc finger BED domain-containing protein RICESLEEPER 2-like. Gene Ontology annotation, molecular function: protein dimerization activity. The record is from RefSeq and is a predicted model, not a curated record. The coding region runs from base 1 to 1509 and encodes 502 amino acids. Lineage: Eukaryota; Viridiplantae; Streptophyta; Magnoliopsida; Solanales; Convolvulaceae. The transcript has 3 exons.
AUGGUGCAUGAGCGACCAUUUAGCAUCGUAGAGGAUGACAUGUUCAUGUGGGCUUUUGAAUAUGCAAAUCCAAAUUUUAGAAGAGUCAGUCGUAAAACAGCAAGAAGUGAUUGUUUGCAAUUGUAUGAAGUUGAAAAGAAUACUUUGAAAAAUAUUUUGAAUAAUGUGAGUAAGGUUAGCAUUACAACAGAUAUGUGGAAGUCAAGUCACAAAGUAGUUGAGUACAUGGUUGUGACAGGUCAUUCUGUUGAUGCAAGUUGGAACCUUCAAAAGAGAGUUUUAAAUUUUAUCAAAGUGCCUCCUCCUCGACGGGGAACAAGUAUAGCAAAUGCUAUUUUCAAGUGUUUGAGAGGAUGGGGCAUUGAGAAUAAAAUAUUCUCAGUAACUAUUGACAAUGCAUCUUACAAUGGCUCUUGUGUUAGAAGUUUGAAAGAAAACAUGUCAUUGAGCAGUAAGUUAGUACUUGGUGGGCAACUUUUUCAUGUUAGAUGUUGUGCUCACAUUCUAAAUUUGUUGGUGCAAGAUGGCCUUAACACUAUUAAAGAUGUCAUUCACAAUGUUCGUGAAAGUGUGAAAUUUAUAAAUUCUUCAGAUGCAAGGCUAAAGUCAUUCCAUGAAGUUGUUGAAUUAAAAGGAUUGAAAGAAAUGAAACUUAUUCUUGAUUGUCCAAUAAGAUGGAACUCCACAUUCUUGAUGUUGUGUACUGCAAGUAAAUUUAAGCAUGCAUUUUCAUAUUACAAUGAAAAAGAGCCACAUUAUAAGUAUGCACCAUCAUUUGAGGAUUGGGACAAGAUUGAGAAGGUUUGUAAACUUUUGGAGGUUUUUAAUGAUGCCACUCAUGUCAUCUCAGGUAGUGAUUACCCUACAUCUAACUUGUAUCUAGUUGAAAUUCAAAGGGUGAAAAAGGUUAUUGAUAAUGCAGCUGAGUGUUUUGACAUGUUCAUGAGUGAUAUGAAUGUGGAGAAUGUGAAAAAGGCAUUAGAAGAUUUAUAUCUUGAUUAUGUGAACUUGUAUAGUCAAGAUGCUUCUUCUACUAGUGGGCAUAGUGAAGUCAAUGUUGAAAGCAACACUCUGGUUGAUGGUGGACAACAAAUGGAUAAAAGGAUGCAAGAAAUAUUGAGUAUGGUUUACCAAAGUCAAUCAAUUCCUCUUACGAAAUCAGAGUUAGAGACUUAUCUUGAGGAAAAUCUUUUUAUUCCUUCUUCUACUUCAUCCUUUUGUGCCUUGGUGUGGUGGAAAAAUAAUAGUCCAAAGUUUAAAGUUUUGUCAAAGAUGGCUUCUGAUAUACUAGUUAUUCAUGUUUCAAGUGUGGCAUCUGAAUCCACAUUUAGUGCUGGGGGAAGAGUCAUUGAUGAAUAUCGUGCUAGCUUAAAUGAGGAAUCUAUUGAAGCUCUUAUUUGUGGUAUGGAUUGGCUUCAUAACAAGUAUGGGCUGAAGAAAAAACAAAAGGAGAAUUCUGGACAAGAGGAGAUUAUGUUGAAGCCAUGUUCUUGCAUUCUUCGGACUUGA